AUGAGGGUCGGGGUUACGAACUGGCCAGAAAGCUCGAGGCCUGCGGGGUGUGGCGCUCGUGGCUGGGCGACUCCAAAUACGCCGGUUUCUCCGAUUUCCUCAACUCGCCUUCCUCAUGGAAAGCCUUCAUGCGGACCGACGAGUCCAAUUCUAGGGCUCAUAUCCAUCUCCAACUCCGGGUUCGAGCGCUCCUCUUCGACAAGGCUAGCAUCUCUCUCGUCUUCUUUGUCUCUAGCGUCUUCUUCUAUUGCAGUUUCAAAGCUCAAUCCGAGUUAUUUGAGAUUGCGCGGUGAUGACGUUUACUUCACGUUGGAGAACUCUGCACAAGACUGGGUACAACAGCGGGAAGGUGGUGUUUUGUCCAAUACAGCGUCUUCCAAGGUUUACUCUUCCAGUUUGGUAGAUGUGGAGAGGGAUUAUUUGUCGAUAGAUAAAAGAUAUCCUAGACUCUUUGUGUCCCCAGAAUUUUCCAAGGUUUUGUGAACUGGCCAAAGGAGAAUCUUAAACUUCCAAUCCAUUCACCUGUCAGGUGCCAGUCUUUGAUUCUAUUGUUUCAGUGGUUUUGAAAGUUUUUGGUAGAGCAAUUUACUCCUGCUUGUUGAUUUACAUGUUGUAAAGUAUACAUCUACCAGAGAGUAGAAAGAAAAUGUCAAAAUUGUAUAGGACUUUUGUUCAUUCUUGUUUCUUGGGUUUAAAAUUCUAUACAUAUUCUUCAUUGCAUGGAAUCUGCAUCUACAAUAGGCACUCUGCACCUGCAUCUACAAUAGACAAUCUGCAUCUGCAUCUGCAUCUGCAAUCUGCACCUGCAUCUGCAAUCUGCACCUUCAUAUGUAAUCUGCACCUACAUCUGCAAUCUGCACCUGCAUCUGCACCUGUAAUCUGCACUUACAUUGCAAUCUGCACCUAUAAUUUGCAUCUGCAAUCUACACCUACAUCUGCAUCUGCAAUAGAUGUGAUUGUAGUGCUUGCUCAAAUCGUCUGAGUUAUUAAGUACUUUAUUGAGAAUAAAAAUUGAUGUAAUCUAGAAAUGUUGGUCUUGCCUAGGAAUGUUGGUGUUCCUAGGCAAGAAAUUUUUAAUAAUAUGUAAUCCCAUGAAAAAUGACCUUGUUAAGCUUGAUACAUCACACAUUUUUUUCCUUUUAUAAUUGAGAGGAAAGGGAAAAUUCUUUCAUAUGUUACUGUGACAUACUUAUUUUUUUAACCAAUCAGAAUUUAUUUGAUUGGUAAUAUCAGUGAUAUUGACUCACUCUAUAUGAUUCGAUCCCUGUGAGUGAAAAAGACUUGUGUAUGGUUGGCUUAUCCCUUUCCAGGAAAAUGACGAGAAAGAAAAUUCAGAUAAAGAGGAUCGACAACACCACAGCACAGCAGGAUUGAACCAAAAUAUCAAGAAAUAGAGCAAAAACAUUUCAGAAGCUGUCGAAGAUUGAUGGAAAAGCUAGCUAAACCCAUAUAGAAAAACUUUCACUUGUAAAUUUAUAUUCCAUUGUGAUAUAUUGGAUGGUUUUAUGUAAAACUUAAAACAAUGGUAGUGCAAUGGUUAAGCUUCAAAUAUGUACUUUGAGGUUAUAUGAAUGAUGUUUCAAACAAAAACUGAAUUUCUCCAAA
Carya illinoinensis is the source of this 1605-nucleotide messenger RNA. RefSeq lists its product as uncharacterized. The record is from RefSeq and is a predicted model, not a curated record. The transcript is spliced from 7 exons. Bases 1 to 483 code for a protein of 160 amino acids. NCBI's taxonomy places the organism in Eukaryota, Viridiplantae, Streptophyta, Magnoliopsida, Fagales, Juglandaceae.